This is a messenger RNA of Exophiala xenobiotica, 3379 nucleotides long. RefSeq lists its product as uncharacterized. The transcript has a single exon. The coding region runs from base 54 to 3269 and encodes 1071 amino acids. The record is from RefSeq and is a predicted model, not a curated record. Gene Ontology annotation, biological process: mRNA catabolic process. Gene Ontology annotation, cellular component: P-body; exosome (RNase complex). Lineage: Eukaryota; Fungi; Ascomycota; Eurotiomycetes; Chaetothyriales; Herpotrichiellaceae. Gene Ontology annotation, molecular function: 3'-5'-RNA exonuclease activity; RNA binding.
CGACCUGCGCUUUGCCAUUUACCCUCUUGUCAUCCCGAGAUCCUUGCUAUUGAAUGGACAUGUGGACGUCAACAAGACAUGCAACCUCCUCGAUAAGUAGAAGACUGCCGUAUGUCUGCGCCGAGUGUCGAUUGCAGUUUUCUCAAAGAUUCUCAACUUUGCCGCAAUGGCGAAUCUACAAUCUUGCACAUCUACGAUCCAUUCCGGACUCUUCAAGGAUCAAGGGAAGAAGGUUUUCGACGCGGAAUGGGAGGAGGUCCUCGAUCAGCUCAUCUCAAAUCCCUACCACAUCUGAUGUACCUGCUAUAGACUCGGUCCUCAGCGCAGGCGAUCAUCACCAAAAUCCAGCCAAGUCCGUCAUCCGUGACCAUUUAAGAGCAUGGAGCAUACGGAAUCAAAAAAGCAAACUCGAGGACGCGGAGGCACAAUAUACGGGCUCCGGGAGGCUGGAUACACUUCCAAACUCUUUGUUUAUUGAGGAGACAACGUCCGACGAAGGUCCAAUAGAUGCGGACCUAGAGCAGUAUGAAGAUACUCUCGAAGGCUCCUCGGCGGCUCUACUGGAGCAUGGGGAUCUCUUUUACUGCCGCUCCUCCGUCGCUAAGGGUCGCGAUCAGUUUGGGGUCUUUCUGGGCCAGGUGGGUCCCCAACUACAGGUAUUCCUCGCUGAUGGUAGAUGGGUCGCCGACAAUGAGCUUGUAAUGGGGUAUAGCCCGGUUUUAAGGGGCUUCGCAUCAGAGAAAGACCUGGAUCCAAUCAGGAAGCAUCUGCCAGUGAAACCGUUAGAAAUGCGCUCUGAUGGAAUCGACCUACCUCUCACUCGAUCUUUCGCUAGCGACGUGCCGCAUGUGGAUGGGGCUGCUCUGAUGCAGCGAAUGGCCACACUCUCAGCAGCAGUGUUGAAUUUCCGGCGAAGCAAUAUUCAAUUGAUGGACACCGUUUACGAGCAAAUUGCCCAUGAUCAAAGAUACAGAUGUGUCUCACUUGAUGACAUUUACGCCGAACUUCUCAACCUAAAGCCGGGCGAGGUUCCUUUCGAGGCCCAGAUGGCCGUAUAUCUCGAGCUGAGAAAGAACUCCACCAUCAUACAACCUGUGGUCUUGAAUCCUAACGUCCCCUUGUUUGUUUUCCUGCCUCGAAAACUGGCAAAAAGUUUCGAACAAGUCUGCGAAUGGGCUCGACAAUAUCAGGAGGCCGCUGCUGAUGCGGCCCUCGGGAAGAACGUCUCCUUGGUCCUCGGGCAGAACCCCCUGACCAAGUUCAUCGAGAAAGCUAGACGCUCGAUCCUUAAGAGUCGAGCGCUUCGGUCUCCUACCACGACGGGCUGUCUGGGACCGAGCUCUGUCCAGUCCUUCACAGACAAGCAGGUCGAAACACAAGAUACCGGGAUAACUUUUUCGGAAGACGAACACACGAUACUCGAGUUUCUCUGGGACUGUUACAUCCGCGUACCACCUACAGUUUACCGAAACAAGCACCAUUCCAUUGGGUCUCUGAUAUUGCGCGCUAUCGGGGCUUAUCCAAAACUGCGGCUCGAACGCGAAAUCGGCAGUCUCCUCCUCCAGGAAUUGGGAGUGUCUUCACCCUGGGCAGACGUGAUCGAUCGCCACACAGCGCUGCCAAUCCGUGGGCGGAGAGGGGCUGAUAAAAUCGACCUCCUGUUUGCUGAGUCUGAGAAAGUGUGCGAUGAGAUGGGAUUGACGAAAACCCCAGAUCGCGCUUUGCUCCAAGAUUCCAUGGCUGAUCUUCGACAAGACAUGGGAGACCUGCCCGUAUUCGUUGUCGACUCCAUUUAUACCAAAUUUAGAGAUGAUGGCUACUCUCUUGAACCCAACCCCGAUAUUCCAGGCUCUUACUGGAUCCACGUUCAUGUGGCACAUCCGUCUGCAUUCUUCGGUCCGGACCACAUCUUUGCGAAAAGAGCUCGAGCGGCAAAUGAAACUUGGUAUCACCAAACAGUCAGCCAGCAUAUGCUGCCGACUCCAUUUGCAACUACCAUGAGUCUCGGCGCGAACUCUCCAACAAUGACCACCAGCACUCUGAUAACAGAAUCUGGAGAGGUGCUGGACGUCCAGAUCCGACCGUCGAAAAUACACAAUAUAAUCCCGCUGGAUCCACUUGCCGUGCACUGCGCUUUAGGAAGACCUUUACGAGAACAAGCCUAUCUAAUCGUCGGACAAGCUUCCAGCACCGACCAUAUUCCGGGACAACCACCGCCGGAACAUCUCUUGGAGCAGGCUCGAAUGCACCUACCCACGCUUCAAAAGCUGGAGAAACUGCUGGAAGCCCGGGCCAGAGCACGCCGUAACGCACUUCCCGAAUAUGCGGAUUUCCCUACUCUACGCAAUGCCCUCAAGGCAUCUGUCUAUAAUGUGGAAAGCUAUAAUCCGGACCGACUCUCCAAAAGUUACCACUAUAUGGGAGAUCCAACAAUCAAAAUUGUGGACGACCGUUAUGUCUCCAUGCUCCGCUUGAGCGAAAUGGACCGUCAUCACGCUUUGACAACCAUGGUUAUGAUUCUCGCAUGCGAGUCGGCAGGCAAGUGGUUUGCUGAUCGGAACAUACCUGCUUGUUUCUCAGGGGCGACCACUCAACCUGGAUCACCUCUAUCCGUGCUUAACAAAAGCGAUGCCACCGACACUGGUCGUGCACUUCCUCUUCUCAAGACCUCAGCAGAGCCGAUACCACAUGCCUGGUUAGAUACCGCUGCUUACUUGCAAUUUACCAGCCCAAUCCGACGGUUCCGUGAUCUCCUUGCACAAUGGCAGGCCGACUCGUAUAUCCGGGCCGUGGCGGAUGGUCUAAUAAAACCUGGGGAUGAUGUGGAAAAGAUACAGCUGCCUCUGAGCCGCCAGAUGGUUGAGGAUUUUAUUCUCGAAGAGCAAAACUUCCGCCGGGUUGGUCCCACGAUAAAGAGUGACCAUCACUGGACAUUCCGUGCGCUCUUUCGGGCUUUUCACUUCAAAGAGGCACAAUUGCCAGAGACUUGGGACGUCAUGAUUAUCCGUCGCGUCAAGCCUGAAAGUAGUCGACAUGAAGACGACACGGGUGUGCGAGGUUGGCUUCGACCUUUCAAUCUGUCCGUACGGCUUCUGAAGUCACCCGAGGGAUGGGAGAAACUGGCAAGACCGUCCUCGUACAUGCCAGUGAAGCUCGAAUUGGUAGACUUGGCUCUCGGCGUCGUCUUCUGCAGACCCGUUGGAGGGCCUAGUGACACGCCCCAUCAUACUGACCCCAUUCAGAUCGGACCCAAAGCUGUAUCCUCAUGAAAGAAGCCAUUGAACAUCUCGCCGUAAAGUGUUUUGACGAUCUAUUUUGACUAGUUUGUGACUGGCAUUUGAGGACAUAUCAACACAAGAGGUUUCCUUCUGACCCAGCC